CUGCCCGGCCGCAAUGUGAGCGGGGAUGACUCACCUCUCGAUCCGCCCGAACAGACUUAUUUACACUUCGCUCAAAGUGAAUUAUUGCUCGAUUAUAAUAAAAUUAAACAACAAACAUUGCGAGAUCCUUUAUUAGGGAGAGUAUUACUUUAUAUUAAAAGUGGCUGGCCGGAUCAAAAUGAAAUAAGGGAAUUGCAACCUUAUUUUAAUAGAAAAAAAGAGUUAUACGAGGAAUUAGGAUGUAUCAUGUGGGGUCAUAGGGUGGUAAUUCCUGAAAACUGUAGGGAUAGGGUUUUAAUGGAUUUGCAUGAACCGCAUAUGGGGGUUAGUAAAACUAAAGCGAUGGCCCGCAGCUACGUGUGGUGGGCGGGGAUCGACGAAGCGGUGGAGGCGGUAUGCAAGCAGUGCGAAGUGUGUGCCGCGGAGGCGGAUGCACCAACCCGUCAUACUGUAAAUCCAUGGCCGUGGCCUUCAAGGCCCUGGUCACGGAUUCAUUUAGAUUUUUUGGGUCCUUUUCAAGAUAAAAUUUACUUAAUUUUAAUUGACGCGAGAACUAAGUGGAUCGAGGUAUAUCCUGUUCCUAGUACCGCCGCGCGUUAUACAUUGAAUAAAUUAGAGGAAGUUUUUGUGAGAUGGGGGCUACCGAAGCAGAUGGUAACCGACAAUGGUCCGCCAUUUACAAGUACGGAUUUUUCAAAAUUUACAAAUAAAUUAGGCAUAGAACAUUUAUUUUCAGCUCCUUACCACCCUGCGUCAAACGGUGCCGCCGAAAAUGCUGUACGUACGAUAAAAAAAGUAAUACGAAAGGCAAUCCGUAAAAAAGAGGACAUUCAAUCAUUUCUUAACACGUUUUUAUUACAUUACAGAAACACGGAACAUAGUACUACUGGGGAAAGCCCUGCUUCUCUAAUGUUAGGACGUAGUUUACGUACAAAAUUAGAUUUACUUAGACCAGAUAGGGAUAAAAAAGUGAAGGAAGCCCAAACGCGUCAAAGGAAGUUAGGAACAGAGAACAGUCGGUCUUUAGAGCCGGGAGAGAAUGUGUGGAUGCGACAGUAUCAGGGCGCUAAUAAAUGGGUGGCGGGUAAGGUUAUAGAACGAUUAGGCGCGACGGAUUAUAGUAUUUUAGAUGAUGUAGGGAGAGGAUCGCACAGACAUAUUGAUCAGUUAAGACGGAGAUCUACGCGUAAUUCCAUAGUUGCUCCAUACACUCCAUCGCAGCAUGAUUCCCCUGGGGUUCGGACACCGGCACUCAUGAGCGAUAGUCCAAAGAUGCCAAGAAUGGGUGAGCCGGUUGUCAGAGAGGAGUCGUGUGGAGAGAGACCGCCACCAGAGCUAAACGAGCCAAAGACUGAUAUGGUUCCAAGUUCGCCCACACUCGCAGCUGAGUCGCCGCUGCCCGUGUCACCGCCUCGGAUACGGCCAAUACGCAAAUGUCGUUUAGUUAAACCAUUGCAUGAUAGUGUUAAAUAA
Messenger RNA from Danaus chrysippus (African queen), 1473 nucleotides. The record is from the annotation of a GenBank genome assembly. NCBI's taxonomy places the organism in Eukaryota, Metazoa, Arthropoda, Insecta, Lepidoptera, Nymphalidae.